AUGUCUCUGUCAGUGUCAACGGCUGAGAUUCUGGUAUCUGACCUCCCCACCAAAUCUGUCACUCUGACUCCGCUCAGAGCGACUGUUGUUCGUGAAAUCCAGACUACUAUCCAGCCCGGUCAGAAUGAAAUCACCAUCCUUGGCCUCGAUCCCCAGGUUGACCCGGAUUCCAUUCGUGUCGACGGCUCCGGUUCAGCAACCAUCACCGACAUCCAAACCGACAAAGUCCCUCGCCGGGAGAAUUUCGAGGAUGUUUAUCCUGAGGAUUCCGACAAUGAGCUGAGCGACGCGCUAGAAACCGACUCGGAUGGAGAUUUUGGCAUCGAUGAUUCGGAACUACAGGCGGUACGAAAAGAGAUUGCAGAGGUUCAGGCUACCCUCGCCAAAGCGCGCGGCAAUCAAUCCAUGUCACUCAGCGUCUCGAAUAUCAUGGAAGGCUACGGGAAGAAAUUGAGCAUGGAGAAUGCGGACGCGGCGAAGUUGAAUGAUUUCCUUCAGCUUUAUGUCCAGCAGCACUCGGUCGAAUGCGAACGGCACCACAAGUCGACAGUGGAAAUCCAAGAGGCUGAGAAAAUCCUAGCGCGACUCAAUCGGAAGCGAGCACGACUGGAAACCGCGUACAACAAAGCCAAGGAGGCAGCUCUGAAGGAUGCUCGUAAGGAGCGCAGGAAACGCCUGCGGGAGCGCGAAGAAAGGAAGAAGAAACAGCAGCAGUUGCGAAAUGAGCGAAGACGGUUCUGGACCGAUACCGUCAGUCAGGUCGUGGUCCAUCUCGACAGUCACUCGAUCAUGACUCCGGGAUCGAGCCGACGCAGCUCGAUUGUGGAAAAGGCUGGAAGUAACACCGAUGUUGUAGACGUGACACUGCGUCUGACAUAUGUGAUCCCAGGUCCGCGCUGGGUGUCUCGCUAUGAUCUCAGGAUCAGCACUCCUUCUUCGUCCGCUCGUCUGACCUACCGCGCCGAGUUCCACAACUCGUGCUCGGAGACAUGGCGGGACACCCAAGUGACCUUGUCCACCUCCCAGGCUUCCUUUUCGGGGCUCGAGGAGCGCAUUCCUCAACUGCAGGGCUGGCAUAUCAAGUUGGAUCCCAACAACGCAGGCCAGCCUUCGUGGAACAACAUUCUGCGCAGCCUCGACGAGCCCGGUCAGUCGCUUCAGGCUCACGCAAGGUCACUUAAACAACAGCUUGUGGAAAUGGAGAAGGCCAAUCAGCGGCGGCUCGCCAACGUGCCUCAAGUACAAAUGCAGGCACCGCAGGUUGCACCCGCAUCACUGUUCGGACAAGCUCCACCGCGACCGGCCGCUCAGCCUACCUUGUUUGGCGCUUCAAACGCACAGCAACAGCAAAUGCAAAGUCAGCAACAGCAAAUGCAAAGUCAGCAACAGGCUUUGAUCGAGCGGGUGACGGAGCGGGGAGAGAGAUUGGAUGCCCUCCCUCCGCCGGCUGGGUUCGGGAUGGCCAUGCGGGCACAAGGACAGAUGGCAGCGGCAGCCCCAUCUAGGAGCUCAUACUUCAACUCCGCCGUCAACAGAGCGCUCGGCUUGAAUACCGACAACGACGGAGACGAUGAUGAAGAGGACGAGGACGAGGAUAGCCAAACCAUUGCGGCAGGCAGUCUGGAGCACCAGGACUCCGUCAAACAAGACUACGGCUUGACUACGACGUAUGACCUCCCCGGUCGCCGUACGCUUGUGCCGUCGAGCGUGCAUCGGCGCCACGUGCUGGCCGAGCUGGACUUGAAGUCUCUGGCCCUCACCCAUGUCAUUAUUCCCAAGAUCCGCGCGGCGGCCUUUUUGCGCGCCCGCAUCCAGAACACGUCCUCUGUAACCAUCCUCCGCGGUCGAGCGGGGAUGACGGUCGACGGCACCUUCUUGGGAACGACCAGCUUGCCCAACUGCGCGCCGAACGACUCCUUCAAUAUCUCCUUGGGCGUCGAUCCAUCUAUCCUGGUGGCGUACGCGAAGCCGUCCGUCCGCCGCAUUGGGGGCGGCUUCUUCAGCAAGGAGCACACAGCAGUCUUUAGACGGACAUGCUGGGUGAAGAACACCAAGAGCAUCGCUGUUGACCUGAUUGUGUCCGACCAGGUGCCGCUGAGCGAGGACGAUAAACUGCGUGUGCAGAUCCUCGAGCCGAAGGGGCUGGAAAGGGAAGGCGAUCCGGUGGAGAUGGCGAUGGAGACGAGCAAGGGCAGGGGGGCAGUAGUCUUGGGGAAGAACGGCGAGGUCAAGUGGAUCUUGAAGUUGCAGCCGGGCAAGGAGAUACGGUUGGCACUGGAAUAUGAAGCCAAGGUUCCUUCGGGCAGCCAGGUUGAGAUUGUCAAAUAA
Molecule: messenger RNA, 2328 nt
Organism: Aspergillus thermomutatus
Lineage: Eukaryota; Fungi; Ascomycota; Eurotiomycetes; Eurotiales; Aspergillaceae
Exons: 2
Coding region: 1-2328 (775 amino acids)
Source: RefSeq, a predicted model, not a curated record